Molecule: messenger RNA, 874 nt
Organism: Ahaetulla prasina
Lineage: Eukaryota; Metazoa; Chordata; Lepidosauria; Squamata; Colubridae
Product: lysozyme C, milk isozyme-like
Exons: 5
Coding region: 33-545 (170 amino acids)
Molecular function (GO): lysozyme activity
Source: RefSeq, a predicted model, not a curated record
AAAGCUGGGGCUUUCUGGCUGUGAGAAAAGCGAUGAGGUUGAUCAGUAAUCAGGGAAGCCUGAUCUUUAGGAAAGCUGCAGCAAUGAAGGCUUUGACCCUCAUCCUCCUGAUUUUCCUCCCUGCUGGAAGGGAAGCCAAAAUAUUUGACAGAUGCCAACUUGCUUCUGCUCUGAAAUCGAAUGGAAUGGAUAGAUACUAUGGCAUCCACUUGGACGACUGGAUUUGUCUGGUUCAUCAUGGGAGCGGAUUUGACAGCAAAUCGGUAACCUCGCGAAAGAACGGAAAGAUUAAAUUCUUUGGGAUUUUCCAGAUAAGCAGCCAAUGGUGGUGUAAAAGGAAUCAGGGAUAUUCAGCUAAUCGCUGCAAAAUGCCCUGCAGUGCUUUCAUAGAUGACGAUCUUGGAGAUGAUAUUGCAUGCGCUAAGAAAAUUGUGUUGGAUAGGCAAAAGAUGAAUGCCUGGGAAGAUUGGCAAGUAAACUGCAAAGGGAAAAAUAUCUCAAGGUGGACUUCGGACUGCAAAUUUGAUUUCUAUGAUUCUGGAUAAGGCUGUACGUAGGUCUUUGAUUAGAUGCUUUUCUUAAUAUAAGAAACCUUCCGCACACUGUUUUAAGUAGCUAUUAUCUUCAGCCUAUCUUGUUAUAUCACUUCUUUGGAACAUCCUCAAUAAAUUCAAGAAACAGCGUACAAUCAUUUUCUCUUUGAUGACUGAGAAGAUCAAAAAAUAGAAGAGUAUUUUGCCUUCAGACAUGGUUAUAGAAGAGACAAACAUUUGAUUCUGACUUCUGUCCCACUAUUUGUAUUCACAUACGGUUUACUCGGUACUGUUUCUGUAUUUCCAUUUAAAAAAAAAUAAAGAUUAAUCUUUAGCUUGAA